UCGAGAUCAAAGAUGGAAACAGAAACUUCUUCAACGGUGAUCAACAAUUAAAUGAAGAAGAAAUGGGAGAUCACAUUAAGAAUUCUGCAACAGCGUCUAUGGAUAAUGAUUUGUCUGAAAUUGAGAUCGAAAAAAGAGAGAUUAUUGUGGAAGAAGACACAAGCAAUUCGAAUUCAUCGAUCAAAAACGAAGCACAUGGAACAGAGACUCCAGACCGAGGUCAUGAUUUUUCUGAUGCGAAUGAAGCCAUUAAUCUGAAUGGAGAUUCGCAACUUAUCCGACCUCACUCGCAUCUUCCUCAGCCAGAACGUCCACCAGGGAUGAUGAAAUCCUUAACGAGCCGUGAUGAGCUUAAUCAAAUUCAGAGAUCACAGUCCCUGUCGGAGAACUUCUCCAAAUACCUUCGCGAUCGGAGCAACAAUUUCUCAUCAGCAAUUUUAAAUCGCUUCUCGUCUAUCAAAGAUACAGAUAAUCGAAAACCUUACGACAAUGAUUCCUCUGUGACUGAAAUCCAUCUUUCAGGACUCAAGGUGAUUGUCCAGAUGAAAAACGAAGAGAACAAAGAAAUCAGCUUUAAAGGUAGAAUCAGCUUCUUCUCCAGAUCGAAUUGCAGAGAUUGUACAGCAGUUCGAUCGUUCUUCAGAGAGGAAGGAUUGAAAUUCGUUGAGAUCAACAUCGAUGUUUUCCCAACCAGAGAGAAGGAAUUGAUCGAGAGAACCGGAAGCUCUACUGUGCCUCAGAUUUUCUUCAAUGAGAAGCUUAUUGGGGGUUUGGUGGUUUUGAAUUCGCUAAGGAACGGUGGAGAGUUCGACCACAGAUUGAAGGAGGUGAUGGUGAAGAGGUGCCCUGACGAUGCACCACAACCGCCGGUGUAUGGGUUUGAUGAUCCAGAUGAGGAACGGACGGACGAGAUGAUCUCGACAGUUAGGGUUUUGAGGCAAAGGUUGCCGAUUCAGGACCGGUUGAUGAAGAUGAAACUCGUGAAGAACUGUUUCUCUGGGAGCGAGAUGGUCGGGAUGAUUGUGCUGCAACUCGAUUGCGGGAGGAAAAAGGCCGUUGAAAUAGGGAAAGAGCUGGCAAGAAGGCACUUCAUCCAUCACGUAUUCGGGGAAAACGAUUUUGAAGAUGGUAACCAUUUCUACCGUUUCCUAGAACACGAACCUUUCAUUCCAAAAUGCUUCAAUUUCAGAGGAUCCACAAAUGACAGCGAACCAAAGCCUGCAGCAGUUGUGAGUCAAAGGCUAACGAAGAUCAUGACCGCCAUUCUUGAGUCUUAUGCCUCCGAAGAUAGACGCCAUGUUGAUUACUUGGGUAUCAGCAACAGUGAGGAAUUUCGAAGAUACGUAAAUCUCACGCAAGAUCUUCAACGUCUCAACCUCUUUAUGCUCUCAGAAGAAGAGAAGCUCGCCUUCUUCAUGAACCUACACAAUGCUAUGGCCAUCCAUGCUGUGAUUAGGGUUGGGUGUCCAGAAGGAAUUGUUGAUAGAAGAACCUUCUUCGCUAACUUCCAGUAUGUAAUUGGAGGCUACCCUUAUUCUCUUACAACCAUUAAGAAUGGUAUCCUCAGAAAUAAUCGAAGACCACCAUACAACUUGAUCAAACCCUUUGGAGCUGGAGAUAAGCGUUUAGAGGUGGCUCUCUCUAAGAUUAAUCCAUUGAUCCACUUUGGGCUUUGUAAUGGAACAAAAUCAAGCCCUACAGUUCGGUUUUUUACAGCCCAAGGGAUUGAAAUGGAACUAAGAAGUGCUGCGAGGGAUUUUUUCCAUGGGAAUGGGAUUGAGGUGGAUUUAGAUAAGAGGACGGUAAAAUUCUCCACUAUCAUGAAGUGGUUUAGUGCUGAUUUUGGGACAGAGAAAGAAAUCCUCAAGUGGAUCAUCAAUUACAUGGAUGCAACCAAAGCUGGUCUUCUAAUGCAUCUUUUAAGCGAUGGAGGCCCUAUCAAUUUUAUAUACCAAACCUAUGACUGGUCACUAAACAAUUGAUCGAUCAUCCAUGUAAUCCCAUGAUGGACACGUGGUAUAUAAAUUAAUUUACCAUAAAUGAAAAUGUUUAUAAAUGAG
Molecule: messenger RNA, 2060 nt
Organism: Telopea speciosissima
Lineage: Eukaryota; Viridiplantae; Streptophyta; Magnoliopsida; Proteales; Proteaceae
Exons: 6
Coding region: 63-1982 (639 amino acids)
Biological process (GO): intracellular signal transduction
Source: RefSeq, a predicted model, not a curated record